Molecule: messenger RNA, 660 nt
Organism: Entrophospora sp. SA101
Lineage: Eukaryota; Fungi; Glomeromycota; Glomeromycetes; Entrophosporales; Entrophosporaceae
Source: the annotation of a GenBank genome assembly
AUGCAUGACGUUCAUGCUGUGACAGAAGUAAAUUUAAAAAAUAAACAAAAUGUAUUUGGAAUUGUCACUCCUAAACGUACAUAUUAUGUUCAAGCAGAAAGUAAAAAAAUGCUUGAUGAAUGGGUUGAAGCAAUAAAUAAAGUUAAAAAAGAAGUACAAGAUGAAGAAUUAUUAGAUGAAGGAAGUCAAGCAGAUAAAGGACCACAUUCCUAUGUUUCUGCUUCAUCCUAUACUUCGGGAGGUUCUGUUCCAAAUGCAUCAUCAUCACCAUCAAGUCCAUUUGCAACGAAUUCUCCUCCUAAAAGACAAAAUAGUAGUGAUAGAACAGCUUCUUCUGAGGAAGAAAAUGAUGUCAUGGAUGUAACUAAUGAUGAAAAUGAUGAAAAUAAUGAAGGAGAUGAGAAGUCCCGAAUAAUUCAUCAAGGGUAUCUUUAUAAAUUGGAUAGAUACAAGGUAUUUAAAAUUUCCAUGCAUGAUCUCAAACCUCAUUUGAGUAUAAAUCUGAUUGACGUCCUUGAUGCAAUUGAAAUAGAACCAAUUUCUAAAUCAAAAUUAUAUUGUUUCAAAGUUAUUACACCUAGAAGAACUUAUGUAUGUUGUGCACCAAAUGAUGAAACACAAGUUGCAUGGUUAGCGGCUAUACAAUCAUUUUAUGUGUAG